Messenger RNA from Diversispora eburnea, 546 nucleotides. The record is from the annotation of a GenBank genome assembly. NCBI's taxonomy places the organism in Eukaryota, Fungi, Glomeromycota, Glomeromycetes, Diversisporales, Diversisporaceae.
AUGACUGAGGCUGAUUACAAUAAGAUUACAUCUUUUGCAAUUUAUCCACCUCUUGGAGCAGAAAUUUGUGGUGUAUAUGUUGGAAAGGGAAAUACCAAAUUUGAAUUUAAGGAUUCGCAACGUCGUGUAAGACCACAUUCUGUGAGGUAUCGAAUAUAUGGCUUUGACGAAAAAGGUGAAGUCGUGCGGGAGAUCAAACUUGCUGAUCGCAUUAAAGGUACUUUGGAUAUAUCUAUUACCUGGACCGUUGAACUUGCUAAUAAGAAAUCAAGUCACGCAGAAUUCGUCGGUAUAGAGCAUUUUCGUGCAGAUAUUCUGAGAAAUAAAAAUUGGGAGGGAGAUAGGAAAGAAUUGGAAGCAAUUGAUAAGAAGAGUUUAAGCUCUGAUGGUUUUGAAGAUCUUGAAGAUGGUAAAAGAUUGGAAGAAUCAUUCAAGGCGAAUAUUUAUGGUGAUAAAGCAAAGUUAGAUUUAGGAAAAAUGAUAAUGGAAAAAGAAGGGAGCUCAUUAAUUAUUGGAGGAAAGGGGAAAUCUGGAAAAGUCGAAUGA